Messenger RNA from Aureobasidium musti, 567 nucleotides. The record is from the annotation of a GenBank genome assembly. NCBI's taxonomy places the organism in Eukaryota, Fungi, Ascomycota, Dothideomycetes, Dothideales, Saccotheciaceae.
AUGACAGCUCUAGAGCGAAAAGGAUCUGCCUUCCAAUAUCUACGCGUUGGCAUAGUAUCCUGGCUUGGCAACCUCAUUGGUGCUUUAAUCUUCUCUGGUCUCUUCACCAACCUGACUGAGAUCCUCAGCGAAGAUCCCUUCAGGAGCGGUACCAUUUCCAUGAUCUCGGAAGACAUAAUCGAAUCGCAAUGGCACAUCAUCUUCCUCCGUUCCAUUCUUUGCGGCUGGUUAGUAACCUUUUCCAUGAUGCUGGGCACGCAAAACCAAGACGGUAUCAGCAAAGCUCUGGCUCUUCAUUGGCCNUUUUUCAUCUCAACAGCGGCGAAAUGCCCACAUACAGUGGAGUACAUGUAUCUCGGCUCGACUGCCAUGUUCCUUGGCUCUCCUAUGUCGCUUGGCAUGCUAUUUUGGAAAUGCCUGCUCCCGAUAACUUUAGGAAAUACUAUUGGUGGUAUUGUAUUCACAGGUGCAUACUCUUGGUGGGUGCACUUGUACUGUGAUGAUAAGAAGGCUGCCCAUGCUGAUGGGAAUGGUUGGGGUUCUGUCAGACUUGGAGAUGAUGACUAG